AAAAACGACCGAGAUACAACAGACGUCAGAUGCCACUGCCAACAGUCGUAUUGAUGAUGAAUUAGAUAACGAAAAACUUGAACGUAUGGAUAUAUUACUUCUGGUUAUUCCAUCCGAUGGCAUGAAAUAUCCUUCUAAACGUCUUACCCUAAGCACAAUGGAAUUUGAAAAAUUCCGCCUCCAACUCGUGCAUGAAGCCAGAAGAAUAGAUCGUAUCCGAUCUGAAGACCUCCUUUUUGCGUAUAGGUCUACCAAAAUCAGAUAG
Molecule: messenger RNA, 265 nt
Organism: Paraglomus brasilianum
Lineage: Eukaryota; Fungi; Glomeromycota; Glomeromycetes; Paraglomerales; Paraglomeraceae
Source: the annotation of a GenBank genome assembly